AUGUUUCGCCUGCGUAUCGGUUUUUUGUGCCUCGUCGUAGCAUCCUGCAUCCUUUUCGGAGUGUCCCACUCCACCAACGAGUCCGUUUGUGUCCUGAGCGAUGCGCCGCAGCAAUGUGGCGCCUUCUGCCUGGCAGCAUUGUAUCCACUGUACGAUCAGUACGCCAAGUCCAGGCAACAGGAGCACAGCCAAGAGGCAAUGGUGAAGCUGAUAGCGGAUUUUCGGGCUGAGCAGAAGGAGCUGUUGAAUGUCCUUGCGGCGAAUCUAACUUCCACCGCGAGCAGACUUGAAUCCACCUUGCAGAGCAGGCCAGUUACAGAGCCGCCUGGGUUCCAGAAGAUUGGAUCCAGAUACUUUUUCAUAGAAUAUAGUGAGAGGAAAAGCUGGACUGAUGCCAAUAAAACCUGUCGCGAAAAGGGCGGUCACCUAGCAGCCUUCCAAACCGAAGACGAGUUUGAAGCCGUCACAAGAAUCGUCAAUAAAUACCAUACCUCCUUCUGGCUGGGUUACCAUCGAAAUAGUAAGGACGAAUUCGUGACGGCCACCGGAAAUAAAGGAUCGUUUAUGAAGUGGGAUUCAGGACAACCCGACAACAUUGGUGGCAAGCAGAACUGCGUUUACCUGUCCAAUUCACGCAUGUAUGAUUUGAAUUGCGAAGAUACCUAUUCCUUCAUUUGCCAGUUGGACACGGUUUAAGAAAGAUAAAGAUAAUACGUAAAUAUCUAUACAUACUUAUGUGCCAAAUGCUCUGCGAAUGUGUCCGCAGA
Messenger RNA from Drosophila teissieri, 767 nucleotides. RefSeq names its product accessory gland protein Acp29AB-like. The transcript has a single exon. The record is from RefSeq and is a predicted model, not a curated record. Bases 1 to 696 code for a protein of 231 amino acids. Lineage: Eukaryota; Metazoa; Arthropoda; Insecta; Diptera; Drosophilidae.